CUGGUUAAUAUUGAGUGGAAGUAGUGAGCUACAGUGUUUACUAUAAUUUACUUUAAAUAGUAGUUAAUAGUGCCUUUAAAUUCCACUUUGAUUAGAAAUAUGAGUGUUCAUGGAGUGUUUCUUCUGUCCAUCUGGAUGCUGUGUCCUUCAUUACUGAUGUCCUAUCAAGCUCCUGAAGAUAAAGAGGACAUCUUCACUACCAGAGCAUGUCCUGCUCUUCUGGUCUUUGAAAGUGUGGCCUAUCUGGAGGACAUGACCAUAGAGCUGCCCUGCCACUGUAAGCCAGAGAAGGUGCUCUCGGUGGUGUGGUACUAUCAGAAAUAUCUCGGCAUGAUGGACACCAAGGUGCUCACCGACUUCUCAGGCACUGCCAUAGUGGACUCGUCCAAAGUUGGGAGAGAUCUGGAGCUACGAAAUCGCUUCUCCAUCAGACUAUUCAGCCUUAUCGUCUUCAGGGUGCAGGAGGGAGACUCUGGGCAUUACGUCUGCGGCACAGCUUCAGGAGAGUUCUUCUACGGCUACGAUGUGGACAUCCAGGUGGUCCGUGAAGUGCUUUUUCCUUGGAACCUGGUUCCAUUAAAGCAAAAACAAGCCUCAGAAGCUAAGGAGAAUGUCAACACACCUUUCCAGGUGUUCACAAGCUACUGGCCUUGGUCCCUCUGCGACCGCUGUGGUGUGAAAGGAGAACAGACCCGAGUUGGACUGUGUUAUGUCAUGAGCCAACACCUACAGGUGAGAUAUCUUCGCCAGUCGAGCAACGUGACCUCUUGCGGUUCCUCAGCAGUUCCUCUAAGGUUUGGCCUUGCUAACAGUCAUCACAGAGCAGAGCUGGUUGUAAGAAGCUGCCACACUCCUUGUCCUAAAAAAGCUACAACCGUGAGCCCAGAGCGCAAGGGCCUGCUAGACUUUCUCGGUUAUGGUGACCCAGAAUCUCCUGGGCUUUCUGUUCACUACCAUAACCAUCCUGUAGGCUCAGAUCUGGUGCUUUCCUGCCCUGGGAUGAAACCCCAGCACGCAGUGGCCUGGGAUAAAGGCUCCACCCCACUUUACCGCUCUGAGUUUAUGGAAGGUCUGAAGAAGAGCUCACGUAUGUUUAUCGACGUUGGUCACCACCUGCACAUCAGGCUUGUCCAUCUAAAGGAUAAAGGCUCCUACUUCUGCUGGAUUCAAGGCAAAAAGGCUGCUGAGAUCAAGCUCGGGGUGUAUUCACGCGUGGGCCGAAUGCGCAGAAUCUCGGACCCAGAGGCUCUCUUCAUCCUCAAGAACAUCCUGAAGGUCUACGCUCUCCUCACUGCUGUGUUUCUGCUCAUAAUAUCAGUCAGAUUCAUUUGGCAGGUGCGCAAUGAACGAAGAGCCUCCUUCCACUAUUACUAGGAAUAUGACUGAUCGUCUAAUAAAUACAUCACAUUUUUUUUAUUGGUUGACAUGUGCUAAAAUGUAUCUAUUCAUUACAUUAAACAUGAUGCUUUUA
Messenger RNA from Astyanax mexicanus (Mexican tetra), 1471 nucleotides. RefSeq names its product Ig-like V-type domain-containing protein FAM187A. NCBI's taxonomy places the organism in Eukaryota, Metazoa, Chordata, Actinopteri, Characiformes, Acestrorhamphidae. The transcript has a single exon. The coding region runs from base 100 to 1374 and encodes 424 amino acids. The record is from RefSeq and is a predicted model, not a curated record.